AUUUUAAUGAAAAAAUCCUAACUGUUUUAUAAAACAGGAUUUUGUUUUUUCAUUGUGUUUUUUUAUUAUGACAAAUAUUAUGGCAAGUGUUGAUUUAAAAAAUUGGCCAAUCCUUAGUCUGCUUAAUCGUGAAUUUAUCAGUGAGAUUCAUACAAUACUUGUUUUUGGAUUACUUGGCAAUGAAGUGUUGAUAGUAACAAAAGACGGUAAAGUAUACGCACUAGGAAGCAACACGUCAGGGUGUUUGGGCACAGGUGACACUCACAGCACUUUGUAUCCUGUCAAAAUAGAAGCUCUGACUCUAAAAGGCGUCAAGACAUUUGCAUUUGGCGUAGGACCUCAUGUCCUGGCACUUACUAAUAAAGGAGAAGUUUACUCAUGGGGGCAUAAUGGCUAUUGUGAGCUAGGAAAUGGAUCAUCUAAUCAAAAUCCAUUGCCAAGUAAGGUUGCUUCUAAUUUUGAGGACAAACCUAUCGUUGCAAUUGCUUGUGGUAGCCAUCAUUCAUUGGCACUGACUGAAGAUGGAGAGGUUUAUGGAUGGGGACAAAAUACUUGCGGACAAGUUGGAAGUGGUAUAAGUACUAAUCAAAAUACUCCACGUAAAAUAAAUUCUGGAUUAGCUGGUAAAAAAAUAAUUCAGAUAUCAUGCGGACAAACAUCAAGUGUUGCCGUUACUAAUAACGGUGAGGUUUAUGCAUGGGGUAAUAACAGUGUUGGCCAAUUAGGAGUUGGUACUUACAUUAAUCAAUUAAGUCCUCAAAAAGUCACUGGACUGACUGGAAUUGUAAUUGCUAAAGUUGUUUGUGGCUAUUCACAUACAAUGGCACUGAGUGACGAAGGCGAUGUUUACGUAUGGGGAGGCAAUGGAUAUGGACAAUUGGGUUUAGGAACUAAAUCGAAUGCAUGCCAACCGGUUAAACUGACCAUCGGAGAUAUGGGUAGAGUAAGUGACAUUGCAGCAAUACACUGUAAUCACAUAAGUGCAGCAUUAGCUGAGGGUGGAAAAAUUUAUAUGUGGGGUCAAUGUCGGGGUCAAACAGUGACAACACCAACAGUCACUCCAUUAUUGCACUUACACGAUGUACUUGCUUGCUACUCAACACCAAGUGUUAUGCACGAGCCACUCGUACUCUAUGCUGAAGAUGAAACAAGUAUUUUGGAUUGUUUAAAACAAGCCUUUGAUGAUUCUACUCACAGUGAUUUGACAAUACAAGUACAGGGAAAACCUAUUUAUGUACAUAAAGCUGUUUUAAAAAUACGCUGUCAAUAUUUUAGAUCAAUGUUUCAAGAGCAUUGGACUGAAAACAAUCAAUCUGUUAUUGUGCAUGAUGAAUUUUCAUAUGAUGUUUAUAGAUCAUUUUUAAAAUAUUUAUACACUGAUCAAGUUGAUUUACCACCUGAAAAUGCAUUAGAACUCAUGUAUCUUGCAAAUGCGUAUUUUGAAACACAACUAAAAGGAAAAUGUGUACAAAUGAUAAAACGCGGGAUAACUAUAAAUAAUGUUGCUUUUUUAUAUAAAACUGCGAUUGAAUACAGUUCCAAAGAAUUAGAAGACUUUUGUUUUAAAUUUGCAUUAAACCAUAUGACAGCAGUAAUCCAAACAUCUCACUUUUCAAAACUAGACGAAGCAACAUUAAAGACAUUUAUUACCAAAGCUGCUCAUGCCGGUGCAUUUAAAACAUGAGUAAAUAUUAUCGGGACAAUAUAUUAUAUUAUAUCUUUAUUAUUGAAGUAAUUAAUCAUCACUAUCUAUUGCAUCACUAUAUUAAAUUUUAUUCCAUA
Molecule: messenger RNA, 1782 nt
Organism: Cotesia glomerata
Lineage: Eukaryota; Metazoa; Arthropoda; Insecta; Hymenoptera; Braconidae
Product: RCC1 and BTB domain-containing protein 1-like
Exons: 9
Coding region: 68-1684 (538 amino acids)
Molecular function (GO): protein binding
Source: RefSeq, a predicted model, not a curated record